AUGUGGUCGGCUCUUACCAUCUCAGCGAGUGCUGGUAGACGCGCGGUGCACCAGCCACAUCUCGGAAAAGAGACUAAGAAGAAAGGCGAGGAAGAGUUAGAUACACAGUUCAGGGCUACUCAGGCGAAAGGAGCCGUGGACGAUAUGGUGUUGCUGGGCGAUGUGAGUCAGAAGGGUAUUGAGAAGAACUUAUCCGAACGCUAUUUUGAAGACAAAAUCUAUACUUACAUCGGACCAGUGCUGAUUUCAGUCAAUCCUUACAAAAGG
Sphaeroforma arctica JP610 is the source of this 267-nucleotide messenger RNA. RefSeq lists its product as hypothetical. The annotation marks the transcript as partial. Gene Ontology annotation, molecular function: actin filament binding; microfilament motor activity; ATP binding. Gene Ontology annotation, biological process: vesicle transport along actin filament; actin filament organization. Gene Ontology annotation, cellular component: myosin complex; actin cytoskeleton; vesicle. Lineage: Eukaryota; Ichthyosporea; Ichthyophonida. The transcript has 2 exons. The record is from RefSeq and is a predicted model, not a curated record.